Penaeus chinensis is the source of this 1162-nucleotide messenger RNA. RefSeq lists its product as uncharacterized. Bases 260 to 688 code for a protein of 142 amino acids. Lineage: Eukaryota; Metazoa; Arthropoda; Malacostraca; Decapoda; Penaeidae. The record is from RefSeq and is a predicted model, not a curated record. The transcript has 4 exons.
UGUCGUAGCAUAUCACAGGUGGGUGGAGGCAGAUGUUCAAUGUUGGACAACAAUAUCGGUCUUAUAGUCAUUCUGAGAACUUGUUUCCUGCUACCUCCUCUUCAGGCUCGCUAAAAUUUUACACGACACCUAGAAAUCGAGAAGUAUAUUGUCGAAAACCAAUCCCAAAGUAUGAGAUCUCGUAACGAAGUAUAAAGUGGUAAUAGAGAUCAUUUCCAGACACAUAUCAUCAAAAGGAUUGACUCGGGAAGCGCCGAGGAUGCAGGUCAGCGGCCGGGCGAAGGUGGUGUUGGUCACCGUCCUGUUCUGCCUCUUCUGGUCUGGCUUCUUGGCCUUCGCGGUCCGGUCCCUCGUCUCGGGUCUGGUCGCUCGCCUCGGUGCUGUCGAGUCCUUGGUUUCGGGAGAGGACCCCGCGACGGACGGUGUGCUGGGGGCGGUGGAGAAGGCGGUGCGGCAAGAUACAGAAGUAGUGUCUAACAAGCUGGGCGAGAUGAUUUCCAAGAUGGAGAGGCUGGUGGAGGACACAGAUCUGUCGUUCCCCAUGAUGGAUAAUUUGUUCGAGCGUCUCCUGAAGGCAGAGGUCGUGCAGGCGGUGAACCCGAGGGGCGACUUCUACGAGAUGCAGCGCCGAUACGAUGCCCUGAGGGAGACCUUGGAGUUGAAGAGGAAGGAGAAGGAGGAACUCUGAUUGUUUUUUAUUUUAAUUUAUAUUUUUAUUAUUAUUAUUAUUAUUUUUUUUAGUCUUUUUUUUUUGGGGGGGGGGUAUUUUUUGUUGUUAUUAUUAUUUUUCUUCUUUUUGGUUUGAUUUGUGUUUUGUUUUGUAAGACAUUCGUUUUUUUGUGUUUGGUUUUGUGAACUUGUUUUAUUGUUUCUAUUUUUUGUUUAACAUUUAGUUAUUUCGUGUGUUUCCUAAUAAAAGUUGAAUUAAACCUUACAAAAAAGUGUUACAUUUUCCUGUGUCCUGAUGUAUGUAACAUAAACCUAUCUAGCAAAUGUCCAAUGAUAUUCUAGUUCGAAUUUCAGUACAUUUCAGUUCAUUAUAGUAUAACAUUGCAAUAUAACUUCAUAACUAGCGAUGGCAGCCACUUCUUUAAGUAUAAUUUGUCUCCUCACUACAGAGUAUUACACCAUAUAUUGGCAAAUUUGAAUAACUUAGGCCUAU